AAUGUCCAUAUUUUCCGCGCCGGAAUGCCGUAAUCGUCUUUUCCAACACUUUGAGUAGCCGGCGUCGAGUCGUCUUUUCGUUCGAGCAUUUCACACGUUUUUUAUAAUUUGCAUUGUCGAAAUAAAAGCAUAGCAAUGUCGUCAAUGUUUUGGGGAUUGCACAUGGAGCCUAACCGCAAAUAUUCGCAAGCGAUUAGAAAGUCCUUCCACAUUUCGGGGGUCGCUCUAGAUAAGGGUGACAGUGCCAAGCUAUAUAUUACAGCUGAUACAGGAAAAUACCUUGUGGCCACGUUAUCCAAAGAUAUUCCACAAGUGCAGCUUGAUUUAAAUUUCAGUAAAGGCGAUAAGAUCGUGUUCCAGAAUGUUGGAAAAGGCACAAUGUCGGUUCUUGGGUACCUUCAUGACAUGGAUGACGAUGACGAUGAUUCGUUGGACGAGGAAGAAUAUGCAAGCUUGGCCGAAAAGCUUGGAAAGAAAAAGGGUGCUAUCGCAGACGAUGAUGAUGAUGAAGAAGACGAUGAUGACGUCGAUGACAGCCAGUUACUAAAUGCGCUAAAUGAAUCGUUCGUAGAUGAUGAGGACGAUGAGAGCGGCGAUGAAGAGGACGACGAACUGGUCGAAGAGGAGGAGGAGAGUGAUGAAAGUGGCGACGAUUUACCAGAGCCGCCUAAGGCUAAACAUGCUAAGGUUGAGCCUGCCAAGAAGCCUACCAAAGAGCAAAACGGUGUGGCUAAGAAGGAAAUUGAGAAGCCAAAAGCGAAGAAGGAGAAAAAAGACGCUACUGAAGGAAAACCUAAAAAAGAGCAGCUUAAGGAAAAGAUUGUCACCAAGCAAGCUGAGGGGGAGCGUACUAUAGCUGGUGGUGUAAAGAUCGAAGACCUCCAUGUGGGCAGCGGCCCCGAAGCUAAAGCCGGCAAACGCGCUUCUGUGUACUACAUUGGACGAUUAAAGUCUAAUAACAAGACAUUUGAUAGCAUGCAGAAAGGUAAUGGUUUUAAAUUCAGCAUUGGAAAAGGCGAAGUUAUCAAGGGCUGGGAUGUAGGCGUUGUCGGCAUGAAAGUUGGUGGAAAGCGUCGCAUCACUUGCCCACCACACAUGGCAUAUGGAAGUCGUGGCCAGCCCCCGGUUAUUCCACCAAAUUCAACACUGGUUUUCGACGUUGAGUUGAAAAACACCAACUAAGGCAUAAUUUCCCUUUACUUUCUAGAGAUAAACAUAGAAUUUAAGAGAUUUUUUGCUUAGUUAAAUAUGUGCCAGCUUUUAACAUAUUUGGUCGACUGGAAAAACUAAUUAACUCAACUUAAGAAAAGAAAUUAUUAAUUCUGUUGAUUUGAUUAAAGCCGGUUUAUAUAAACAAUA
Scaptodrosophila lebanonensis is the source of this 1359-nucleotide messenger RNA. RefSeq names its product 39 kDa FK506-binding nuclear protein (gene Fkbp39). The record is from RefSeq and is a predicted model, not a curated record. Lineage: Eukaryota; Metazoa; Arthropoda; Insecta; Diptera; Drosophilidae. Bases 136 to 1182 code for a protein of 348 amino acids. Gene Ontology annotation, cellular component: nucleolus; chromatin. Gene Ontology annotation, molecular function: macrolide binding; peptidyl-prolyl cis-trans isomerase activity. The transcript has 3 exons.